GUAUAUCAAUGGUCGUCCUCUUCAUUCAGUCGACCUUUGAGAGCUUCCAUUUCUAUCCAGAGCUGCACAAUCGCCAUGGUGAAGGGACGUCAAGGAGAAUGUGUCAGGCUUUACACUCGUGGUACCAUUCUAGGAUACAAAAGGUCGAAAUCCAACCAGUAUCCCAGCACUUCGUUGAUUCAGAUUGAGGGAGUGAACACGAAAGAGGAAGUGACAUGGUACCAAGGUAAGCGUAUGGCUUACAUAUACAAGGCCAAGGUGAAGAAGAACGGAUCUCACUACCGUUGCAUUUGGGGAAAGGUUUCUAGGCCUCAUGGUAACAGUGGUGUUGUUAGAGCUAAAUUCAAGUCUAACCUCCCUCCCAAAUCUAUGGGUGAUAGAGUUAGGGUUAUGAUGUAUCCAAGCAACAUUUGAGGUGGUGUUAACUAUGGGUCCAUGAUUGAGUGAUGAAAAUCUGUGUGUGAAGACAUUUGAUUGAUCUUGCUUUGGUUUUGGAUCAAUUUUAUCAUCAAAUCAAAUUUUUAUUUAUUUUUGGCACUUUAUUUUGGAUAUUUAGAGUUGAACAUGUCAUAUCAGUGGUGGAUUUUAUUAACUUAUGAGAGAUAUUGUUCUCAAAUCUGCAUUGUCUUUUUUUGUCUGAUUUAAGCUUUCAAAUUUUUUUGAUAUU
Molecule: messenger RNA, 667 nt
Organism: Impatiens glandulifera
Lineage: Eukaryota; Viridiplantae; Streptophyta; Magnoliopsida; Ericales; Balsaminaceae
Product: 60S ribosomal protein L35a-3-like
Exons: 5
Coding region: 76-414 (112 amino acids)
Biological process (GO): cytoplasmic translation; ribosomal large subunit biogenesis
Cellular component (GO): cytosolic large ribosomal subunit; ribosome
Molecular function (GO): structural constituent of ribosome
Source: RefSeq, a predicted model, not a curated record